CUGUCAUUUAUCAAUUUUGACAUUUUGUUGUUGGUUUUUUCUCAAAAUAAAAAUUCGACUUUUUAUUUAAAUUCAAAAUGCUUGGUCGAAAUAUAUUAUCAAGAGCCAUUCUAUUGCGAACUCUAAAAAAUGCUGCUAAGAACCAAAAUCAAAUAAGAAAUGGUAGUCAUGGGGUCUGGUCAUAUAGAGUACCACCCCCGAUGCCAAUGAAGAGAACCAUUUAUCAAGCUGAGAUACUUGGAGGCUUAUGCUGGUGGUGGAUUCUCUACCAUUGCGCUACUGAGCCAGAACAUAUUUAUGGUGAAUGGCCAUAUGUUGACCCAAGCACCUGGACCGAUGAAGAGUUGGGCAUCCCUCCUGAUUCAGUUGGUUCAUUGAAGAAGUGAAUUAAGACUAUUUAAAUUAUGAGUAAAUUGAGUACCUAGUUUUUCUUUCAUUUUAAUUGUUAUUUAUGUAAAUAAAAAAUAAACAUAA
Maniola jurtina (meadow brown) is the source of this 474-nucleotide messenger RNA. Its product is annotated as NADH dehydrogenase [ubiquinone] 1 beta subcomplex subunit 2, mitochondrial-like. The record is from RefSeq and is a predicted model, not a curated record. The transcript is spliced from 3 exons. The coding region runs from base 78 to 386 and encodes 102 amino acids. Gene Ontology annotation, cellular component: mitochondrial inner membrane. NCBI's taxonomy places the organism in Eukaryota, Metazoa, Arthropoda, Insecta, Lepidoptera, Nymphalidae.